This is a messenger RNA of Pogoniulus pusillus (Red-fronted tinkerbird), 1456 nucleotides long. RefSeq names its product Jupiter microtubule associated homolog 1 (gene JPT1). The record is from RefSeq and is a predicted model, not a curated record. Gene Ontology annotation, cellular component: nucleus. The transcript is spliced from 5 exons. NCBI's taxonomy places the organism in Eukaryota, Metazoa, Chordata, Aves, Piciformes, Lybiidae. Bases 147 to 620 code for a protein of 157 amino acids.
CGGUGCGGGCGGCGGCUGCAGGUGUCACCGGCAGCAGUGAAACACAGCGCCUAGGGGCAGGCUGCUCCGCUCUUGGGACCGCCACUCCCUGCUGGCCUCUUAGUGGAGUCCGUUCCCCUCCGUCCAUCUUCUCCGUCUCUACUGCCAUGACAACCACGACCACUUUUUCGGGCAGGGACCCUAGUGGCAGGAACAGCUCCAGAGUGCUGCGUCCUCCUGGAGGUGGCUCCAACUUCUCCUUAGGGUUUGAUGAACCAAAAGAACAACCUGUGAGGAGGAACAAAAUGGCAUCCAGCAUCUUUGGAACUCCUGAAGAAAACCCACCUUCCUGGGCUAAAUCAUCAGGGACUAAGCCAGGUGAAAUCAGAGACGACUGCCAAUCUUCUGGACCACAAAGAACAAACUCAACUGAAGCAAACUGUGGAGACUUUGUAGAUCCCAAGGGAGGAGAUGUUGGUGGUGAAACUUCUGAAAUCACUGAGGCUGAUGUAGAAGCUGCCCCAGGUCAGAAUGAAGAAAAAUCCCUGCCUGCUGCACCUGUUCCUAGCCCAGUAGCACCAGCACCUGCACCGUCCAGGAGAAAUCCACCCGGUGGCAAGUCCAGCCUAGUCCUCGGUUAAUCCUUUCCCUUCCUGACUGUUUUGAACUCGUGUCUGUUUCUUUCCACCCCAUGCUUGUGAACUGCACAACUUGAGCCUGACUGUACAUCUCUAAUUUCUUUCAUUAAAAAGAAGCACUUUAUGUACUCCAUCUUUUUUUUUUUUUUUGAGAUCAAGGUUUGUUUUUUUCUCCCCACUUCUGUCCUGUGUUUCCCCCAGAUCUACUGGAAGUGACAUGAGUGUUUUCUAGUGCUAGACUUGAGGGAAAGCUUUAUGAAGCAUAGUAAUGUAAUUGGAAGGGGAGUAGCUUGGUUCUAAGUGUGCUUAGAGGGUUUUUUUGGUACUGAGGAUUUUUUUAGAGCCCCUGAGCUUUACAAGGGUCUAGAAUCCUGGUUAAACAGACCAGCAAACAGUCAGCAAGAGCAGUCCCUUCUUCCACGUGUUGGGGUUUAGGGAUCUAAAAGGUUUCAUUGACUGCAUGUGGUAAAUGCCUUGAGCCCUGCUGUGCCAUAUAUAAAUCCUGAAGUGGUUAAUAUACACCAUGCUGCCUUUAAAGAAAUCAAUCUUGAUACUGGACUACUAAUGAAGCAGGGUAUGUGCCAAAUAGGGCUGGUGAUCAGAGCUGCCUGGCCCCAGAGCUGGGUAAGGAUUAAUUCAGACUUUGUUCAGUGAAAAGUGGAGUGGAUCAUAUAAAUACAUACAAAUGACAGGGCGUUUUUUUUACAACUGACUCUCAAUGCUGUGCAUGAUCAUGCUGGUGCUUGACCAUGAGGUGAAAAUCUCAUCCUUUAAAGUGUGUGUUGUAAUUUCACAAAGCUGGACUGUUGCUUAAAAGUAAAUAAUAUAGAAAUUUUGAA